AUGGAGUCAAAUUGGAGAACAAUUGGUGAAAAUAUAUCAAAAUAUAUCGAUGAUGAUGAGUUCUUAUCUAAUACAAAACCUCUACAAAUGUGUAAAAUCCUAAAUUACGCAACAUUAACGUCAAAUCAAUUCGCAAACUUGUUCAAAAAUCUUUCUGAACAUUAUGGUAAAGAUGACAUGUUUAAGAUGAUGAGCCGUGCACGUACAGUCGAUUUCAAGACAUUCCAAGAAGUUGAAGAAGUUGAAGAUACUUUCAACUCUGUUCUUGGAAUUCCGACACUUUCUAAAAUAUUUUCAUUCUACAAGAAUUCACCACGAACCGAAGCUAAUUCAAAACCCAAUAAAUUUCAUGCAAGUAUACUUCCCAGAUCAAUAUCACUUGGUUGUGGUGGUUAUAGAGUAAUAAUAAAAAUUUCGGGUUUAACCACAGAUGUUUAUGGUGUUAGAGAUGAUAUGGAUUCAACAGAAUUUUUAAAACAAAUCGCACAAGCAGCGGUUUUAACAGAUUUAAGUUUAUCGCCACAUGAUUUCGUUAUCAGAUUAUUAAAUGGGAAAACAAUCCUAAAUAGUCAUCCUUUAUCAGAUUAUAAAAUGCAUGAUGGAAGUGUUCUUAAACUUUAUUUAAGAUCUCGCGUAUAA
Messenger RNA from Trichomonas vaginalis G3, 639 nucleotides. Its product is annotated as ubiquitin-like family. The record is from RefSeq and is a predicted model, not a curated record. The transcript has a single exon. The coding region runs from base 1 to 639 and encodes 212 amino acids. NCBI's taxonomy places the organism in Eukaryota, Parabasalia, Trichomonadida, Trichomonadidae.